Messenger RNA from Dermatophagoides pteronyssinus (European house dust mite), 381 nucleotides. RefSeq lists its product as uncharacterized. The record is from RefSeq and is a predicted model, not a curated record. Lineage: Eukaryota; Metazoa; Arthropoda; Arachnida; Sarcoptiformes; Pyroglyphidae.
AUGAUCUUUUCAUUUUUUAGGUCAUAUCAAACAUUUCGUACAACAAUAUGGUUAACAUUAAAUUCAUGGAUCAACAUAUUUUAUAUUGUUCAUUUGGCAUUGUUUCCAAAUUAUUUUCAUCAAAAAUCAUUAAAAUCAUUUGAACAUUUAUUUCAAUUUGAACGUAUUGAUUUAUUAUUUCAAUUUCAAAUAACAAUAUUUAUUAUACUUGAAUAUUUAUGUUUUAAAUUUUUCAAAAAUAUUCUUACCUAUAAUUUUCCAGCAAAUAUUAUUGUACAAAAAUAUUGUUAUCGAUUUGAUGAUAAUCAAUUAAAUUGUAAAUAUCGUCAAUAUUUAACACGUUUAAUUUAUAUUGGUGAUUUUAUAUCAAAAACAUUAAAU